AUGUCUGUCACGUACGAUGAUUCUGUUGGCUUAGAGGUGUCCAGCGAUAGCUUCUGGGAGGUGGGGAACUACAAGCGGACGGUGAAGCGGAUCGACGAUGGUCACCGGCUGUGCAGUGACCUCAUGAACUGCCUACACGAGAGGGCUCGCAUCGAGAAGGCGUAUGCGCAACAGCUCACAGAGUGGGCUCGGCGCUGGAGGCAGCUGGUGGACAAGGGGCCGCAGUAUGGGACGGUGGAGAAGGCCUGGCUGGCUGUCAUGACUGAGGCCGAGAGAGUGAGUGAGCUGCACCUCGAGGUGAAGGCCUCACUGAUGAAUGAGGACUUCGAGAAGAUCAAGAAUUGGCAGAAGGAGGCCUUCCACAAGCAGAUGAUGGGCAGCUUCAAGGAGACCAAGGAAGCUGAGGAUGGCUUCCGGAAGGCACAGAAGCCCUGGGCCAAGAAGCUGAAAGAGGUGGAAGCAGCAAAGAAAGCUUACCAUGCCGCGUGCAAGGAGGAGAAGCUGGCCAUAUCGAGAGAAAGCAACAGCAAAGCUGACCCGUCCCUGAACCCCGAGCAGCUUAAGAAAUUGCAAGACAAAGUAGAAAGAUGCAAGCAAGAUGUUCUCAAGACCAAAGAGAAGUACGAGAAGUCUCUGAAGGAGCUGGACCAGGGCACCCCCCAGUACAUGGAGAACAUGGAGCAGGUGUUCGAGCAAUGCCAGCAGUUUGAGGAGAAGCGGCUGCGCUUUUUCCGGGAGGUUCUGCUGGAAGUGCAGAGGCACCUAGACCUGUCCACCGUGGCCAGUUACAAAAACAUCUACCGUGACCUGGAGCAGAACAUCAAAACUGCAGAUGCAGUGGAGGACCUCAGAUGGUUCCGAGCGAACCACGGGCCUGGCAUGUCCAUGAACUGGCCGCAGUUUGAGGAUUGGUCCGCAGACCUGAAUCGAACGCUCAGCCGGAGAGAAAAGAAGAAGGCGGCUGAUGGCGUCACACUGACGGGCAUCAACCAGACAGGAGAUGGGUCCUUGCAGAACAAGCAUGGCAGCACCCUUAGUGUCCCAGGAAACCCCGCGCAGUCAGUGAGGUCCCAGUCCAGCUACAACCCCUUCGAGGACGAGGACGACACGGGCAGUACCGUCAGUGAGAAGGAAGACAUUAAGGCCAAAAAUGUAAGCAGCUAUGAGAAGAUCCAGACUUACCCCACAGACUGGUCAGAUGAGGAGUCUAACAACCCGUUCUCCUCUGUGGAUGCCAACGGGGACUCCAACCCCUUUGAGGAGGACCCCGUGUCGGGGACGGAGGUGCGCGUGCGGGCCUUGUACGACUACGAGGGCCAGGAGCUGGACGAGCUGAGCUUCAAGGCAGGUGAUGAGUUGACCAAGAUAGAGGACGAGGAUGAGCAGGGCUGGUGCAAGGGACGCUUGGACAGCGGGCAGGUUGGCCUGUACCCAGCGAACUACGUCGAGGCGAUCCAGUGA
Molecule: messenger RNA, 1461 nt
Organism: Chrysochloris asiatica (Cape golden mole)
Lineage: Eukaryota; Metazoa; Chordata; Mammalia; Afrosoricida; Chrysochloridae
Gene: PACSIN2
Product: protein kinase C and casein kinase substrate in neurons 2
Exons: 10
Coding region: 1-1461 (486 amino acids)
Biological process (GO): actin cytoskeleton organization; regulation of endocytosis; plasma membrane tubulation
Cellular component (GO): cytoplasm; endosome; plasma membrane
Molecular function (GO): phospholipid binding; protein binding
Source: RefSeq, a predicted model, not a curated record